Echinococcus granulosus is the source of this 537-nucleotide messenger RNA. RefSeq lists its product as hypothetical. The transcript has 4 exons. The coding region runs from base 1 to 537 and encodes 178 amino acids. NCBI's taxonomy places the organism in Eukaryota, Metazoa, Platyhelminthes, Cestoda, Cyclophyllidea, Taeniidae. The record is from RefSeq and is a predicted model, not a curated record.
AUGAGAUAUUUGUCUGCAAAGUCACUGAUCCCUCUUGGCAAAUCCACUGGAUCUAAAAUUGUCUCCUAUUUGGUAACAGUAUUGGAGAAGAGAGAAUGUGCUGACCACACAUUCACGUCACUAGUCUCAGAAAAGCUAGAUAAAAGUAAGUUCUGUUUACGAUACUACAUAUUUCGUCAAGAAUUUUCAGAAGAAUAUCCAAAAAAUGUCACAGAAAAUCAACAGAGUUUUUCAUUUUUGCAUAAUGUAGCAAAUUCACGCAAUACUUGCACAAUAUUGCCAUUUCGGCUGGUAAAGCAACAAUGUUCAGACAAUUUGGUUCAGAGUAAGCCUUGUGAUCAGUUUUUUAAACUUGAUUGCAAUAAACUUUGCUUCGUAAUAGCGCUAACACAGGCUAUAGAAGCUAGGGACCAAAAAUUCUUGCUAGCAAACUUCUUCAGGAUUCUCAAAUAUCCUUACAAAAGCAGAAAACAAUUUCGGCUUUUUUACAUAUUUCAUUUCUACGUUCUUACUUCUGUUCUGAAUAAAGAGAAUUGA